This is a messenger RNA of Cornus florida, 737 nucleotides long. RefSeq names its product disease resistance protein RPV1-like. Bases 30 to 557 code for a protein of 175 amino acids. NCBI's taxonomy places the organism in Eukaryota, Viridiplantae, Streptophyta, Magnoliopsida, Cornales, Cornaceae. Gene Ontology annotation, biological process: signal transduction. The transcript has a single exon. The record is from RefSeq and is a predicted model, not a curated record.
UCCUCUGAACCAGAAAGACUUGAGAUUAGAUGCAGAGAGUGUGCCAAUUCAAUCCUGCUUCACAUAGGCCUUUUUGGUUCCCAAUAAUGGCUUCCACAAGCACAAACAGAGUAUCUUCCUCUUCUACACCUACCCGUAAAUCAAAAUACGAUGUAUUCUUGAGCUUCCGAGGUGAAGACACUUGCAAGAACUUUGUAGACCAUCUGUUUGCUGCUUUGUCUCAGAGUGGAAUCUACACUUUCAAAGAUGACGAACAACUCAGAACACGGAAAGAAUUUUCACCCGCACUCUUGAAAGCAAUCGAAGAAUCGAGUAUCGCUCUCAUCGUGUUCUCCAAACGCUAUGCUUCCUCCAAGUGGUGUUUGGAUGAACUGGUGAAAAUCCUUGAAUGCAAGGAGAAGAUGGGGCAAACAGUUGUUCCAAUCUUCUAUGGUGUGGAUCCUUCGCAAGUGCGGAAACAAACAGGGAGCUUUGCAGCAGCUUUUAAAAAACAUGAGGAAGGUUUCGAUGGGAAGAUGUGGGAGAAGGUGCAGAGAUGGAAGACAGACAGCUCUUGAAGAAGCAGCUAAUAUAGCCGGACAUAAUCUACAGGAUACAACAUAUGGGUAAUCUCCAGAAAUUCACUCUACUUUUAUUUUCUAUUUAAUCUUUUGCUGUUCAUUUAAUCUCAAAAGGUAUUGAUUUAGAUUGGAAUUUCACUUGACUAGAAUUCUAUUGUUAAGAUCAAGCAUGGAAUU